CCCACAUUGCGUCGGCGCGAGUUGCCUUUCCCUUUGCCUUUGCCUUCGCGCGAGAGCGAUCACAAUGGCCUUCAGCGCGAUUGAAGAUCUCGAGGAGUACAUGGCCUCGGAGCGCACGGUAGAGCUCUUUGUCCCCGGCCGCAUCUGCCUCAUGGGCGAGCAUUCCGACUGGGCCGGUUCGUAUCGGCGCUUCAACUCGUCGCUGCUGCCCGGCAUGUGCCUCGUGUCGGGCACCAACCAGGGCCUGUACGCGCGGGCGUGCCGGCACCCGUCCAAGCUGAUUGUCACCUCGAUCGACCAGGGUGGCAACGUCUGCGGGCCCACAGAGUUCUCGAUGGAUCCGCAGGCUCUCCUUGCCGCCGCGGCGACCGGCGACCACUUCUCUUACGUGGCCGGCGUGGCGUACCAGAUCCUGGUGCGCUGCCACGUGUCUGGGCUGGUGCUGCACAACUACAAGACGGACCUUCCCGCGCGAAAGGGCCUCUCCUCCUCCGCCGCCGCCUGCGUCCUCGCCGCCCGCGCCUUCAACCGCGUGUACGACCUCAAGCUGACGGUGCGCGGAGAGAUGGACCUGGGGUACCACGGCGAGAUCACGACGCCUUCGCAGUGCGGCCGGAUGGACCAGUGCUGCGCCUUUGGUCCUCGGCCGGUGCUGAUGACCUUCGACGGCGACCGACUCGACUGCGAGGAGCUGUCGCUCAAGAGCACGCUGCACCUGGUCAUCGUCGAGCUGGACGGCACAAAGGACACGACGGUCAUCCUGCAGCGGCUCACAAAGUGCUACCCGGUCCCCGAUGACGAUGCGCAGCGAGGCGUGCACGAGCUGCUCGGCGCGAUCAACCAGCGCAUUGUCAGGGCGGCGAUGGCGGCGCUCGACUGCGGCGACAUGGCGGCGCUUGGCGCGCUCAUGGACGAGGCGCAGGAGCAUUUUGACCGGCUGGCGACGCCGCUCUGCCCGUCGCAGCUGACGGCGCCCAAUCUGCACCGCGUGUUGCGGCACGAGCCGCUACGGAAGCACAUCUUCGGCGCGAAGGGGGUCGGCUCGCAGGGGGACGGCUGCGCGCAGCUCCUCUGCCGCUCCGCCACCGACGCGGAGGCGGCGAUGCGGAUUGUCGAGACGGAGCUCGGCAUGCGCACCAUGCCCCUCCAGAUUGGCGCGUCGCGCCCGGUGGGCCAGGCGGUCGUGCCGGCGGCCUCCUUCUCCGCCGCCUCCUUCCCCGCCUCACGUACCACGCCGCCGGCGCUCUUCCCGCUCCUCGACGCCGACGGCAUCCUUAAGCCCGCGAUCCUGCUUUUGGUCGAGCAGGCAGUCGACGCCGGCCUCGCCAAGGUCGUGAUCGUCGUCUCGCCGGAGCACAAGGGCCACUUUGAGGCGCUCUUCACACCUCCUCGUCACACCUCCUCGUCACACCUCCUCAUGGCGCGGCUGCCGCCUCGGCUGCAGCGCUACGCCGAGAAGAUCCGCGAGGUGGGCGCAAAGGUCGAGCUGGCGCCGACGCUGCUGCUGCUCGGCGACCAUCUCUACACCACCGCGCACCCCGAGGGCACGUCGUGCGUGAGGCAGCUGCUAGCCGCCUACACGGGCACCUCCGUCAUGGCGCUGCAGAGGACCGCCGAGGCACAACCUGCACCGGCGCGGUUUCUACCCGCCUCCUCGCCGCCUCCUCGGAGCCUUCUCGGAACCUUCCCCGCAGGCACACGUGCACCGGCCUUCCUCGAGACGGUCAACGCGCUUGCGCCGUCGCUCGAGUCCGUCUCGCCGUCAGAGGAGGAGUAUCUCGAGCCGCGCACUGGCUACUUGCUCGACUUGGCGCUGCCCUCUUCGCGUGUCGCGAUCGAGGUCGUCACUGAAUGCUUGAUACUAAGGCCGCGAGCUAUGCAGGUGAUCAACUGUGCAGCAUGGCACGGCCCCAUCCGCUCGCCCGCUGCCGCGGCGCCCGUCGGUCCCGUCGGCGGCGGCGCGGCGGCACCGCCUCCGCAGCGGUGGAACAAGUACUACUCACCGCCCGCCUCGGCCGCGGCGCCAAACGGGCGCGAGGCGCGCGAGGCGCGCGCCGCCGCCGCCGCCACGCAGUGGGGUGGUCCGGGGCAGCCGUGGGGCGGUCGCGAGCUGCGCAUGCCCGGCCCCGGCCCGCCGGCGGCCGGGGCGAGCGCGGGCGGGCAGCGGUACGUGCCGCCUAGAUGCAUCUAG
Messenger RNA from Emiliania huxleyi CCMP1516, 2191 nucleotides. RefSeq lists its product as hypothetical. Gene Ontology annotation, biological process: galactose metabolic process. The record is from RefSeq and is a predicted model, not a curated record. Gene Ontology annotation, molecular function: ATP binding; galactokinase activity. Lineage: Eukaryota; Haptophyta; Isochrysidales; Noelaerhabdaceae. Gene Ontology annotation, cellular component: cytosol. The transcript is spliced from 14 exons. The coding region runs from base 65 to 2191 and encodes 708 amino acids.